UCGACUGAGGAGCAAUUUACACAUUGGUGACAUGACAUAUAUGUAAUUCAAUUCAAUUGUAUUUAGUAGCAGAAAGUAAUAUUAAAAACGCUAUAACCGUUGAAUGAUUUAUUACAAAAUUGUAUUAAAUCAGGAACAAUCAUGGCCUUAAUAAUUGAAAAUCAAAAAAUUCUUGAAUUUCUUGAACUUGUUGGGCGUUUGAAGCACGUAAAAAGAACUGGUUGGGUGCUAUGCAAUAUUGAGGAUUGUGAAUCGAUCGCCGGACACAUGUACCGUAUGGGUCUUAUGACUUUUUUGCUCACAGAAGAAAACAAUCCUACUAAAUUGGACCGCUUUAAAUGCCUACAAAUAGCAUUAGUUCAUGAUCUUGCUGAGUGUAUUGUUGGUGACUUAACACCACACUGUGGAGUAUCUCCCGAGGAAAAAAAAAGACAAGAAGAUGAAGCCAUGAAAAAAAUUGCUGAGCUCACUGGCAUAGCUGGUGAUAGGAUGUACGACUUAUAUAAGGAAUAUGAAAACCAAACUUCUCCUGAGGCCAAAUUCGCCAAAGACUUAGACCGUUAUGAUAUGAUUUUACAAGCAUUUGAAUAUGAGAAACGAGAAAAUGCACCAAAGAAAUUGGAGGAAUUUUUCAAGGCUACUGAAGGAAAAUUCAAUCACCCAUUUAUAAAAGAUUUAGUUAUAGAACUGUAUAGACAAAGAGAUGAAUUUGAGAAGAAAUGCCUUCUUAAUGGAAAUGCCUAAUUUAUUUUUCUACAGACACAUGUAAAAUCUGAACUAAGUUAUGUUUGCUUAUACAGAAAAUGUUGUGUCUCACACACAACUUGAACAAUCGUUGCAUAUAUUAUUUGAUUUUAAAUUGUAAACGGAAAAGCCAAGGAAAGUGUAUAUUGGAUUUAUAUGCACUAAAUGUAAACAAGUUAUAUUCAUGCUACUAGUUGUUAGCAAUACUAGAUAUUUAUCAUAUAAUAGUUUCUAGUUUCAAGCCGAUCAUAGGCUCUUCUGCUGGGUGUGUGGAACUGGAUAAGUUGUGUGAGAGUCAGACGUUUAUAUUUAGUGUAAAUAAUAUCACUCGAAAGUUUAAAAUACUUAAUUGAACUUAUUGGCAUUGUCUUUGAGUAUUUUCAUAAAUAGUAUUCAUAAAAAAUGUAGGCGCCCAAAUUCAUAUAAUUUUUUGCACAAUUUUGAAGAUUUUAAUCAAGUUGUUUUCUGAAUGCUACAUUUAAGUUUACAGAUUAGUAGGACAUGGAAUAUACAUCUCGAUGUGUGAGUAUUAGAUAAUUAAUAUCACCUGUUUAGCAUUAAAAAUGUUUUUUUUAUUUUGUUACCUACUAGCAAGGCUAGAAACAAAUUAGUGUUUAUAUUGUUAAGUUCUAAUUGUUUUGUUUUAAUUCUAUUUAGCGCUUAUUAGUUUAUUUUCAAGGAAUCUCCUUGGUAGAUUUUUUAUUAUUUCACACUGCAAAUGUUCCAAUACAUAAGUAUAAUUUAUUUUUAAGAAGCUAUAAAAGGGGUAUAUAGUAUUAUUUACUAAUCGUAGAACUGAUAAGCCUAAAGAGUCGUAAGUUAAGUUCUAUAUGACAAAUCUUGUACUCUUGUGUAUCUUAACCAAAAAUUUAAAAAUCCUGGCUUGAAGGUGUUUCAUUCAUGUACUUUAUUACACUAAACUAAAUUAAAUAAGUAAAUAUAGUAUGUACCCACAUUUAUAUUGGCUUAUAUUGUUAACUAAGUAAUUGGUUUGCAAGUAUCACUGAUUUUCUUGAACAAAUUUUACUAUUUGAAUAGUAUAUGCGCAAUUUUAUUCUGUGUGUGUGUCUUUAUUCAGUGCAAUGAAUAUGCAAUAAUAUAAUCUUAUAUAUUUGCAAAAAUUAUUUUAUACUGUAUUCCAAGUAUAUAUACCACUUCAUUUAAGUAUUAAGUAGUAUUGUGUAUGAUUUUUUAUGUGCCAAAGUUCUUGAAUUUCGUUCAAUGAAAGUUCAUGAGUAUAUAAAUCCUAAUUAAAGCAUUUUGGUGCUUGUUACUAUAUUAAACUCAAACCAAUGACGAAUCCAGGGCUGUAAUUGGUAGGUCAUCACACAUUUUGUAAUUAUAUUUAGAAUUAUGUAUG
Papilio xuthus (Asian swallowtail) is the source of this 2104-nucleotide messenger RNA. RefSeq names its product HD domain-containing protein 2. Lineage: Eukaryota; Metazoa; Arthropoda; Insecta; Lepidoptera; Papilionidae. Gene Ontology annotation, molecular function: 5'-deoxynucleotidase activity. The transcript has 4 exons. The record is from RefSeq and is a predicted model, not a curated record. The coding region runs from base 142 to 744 and encodes 200 amino acids. Gene Ontology annotation, cellular component: cytoplasm.